AUGGCCACCCGCCUGCCUCCUUUAAAUGAUGUGGCGCCCUCGUCGUCCCUGGAGUCAUCGUCAUCCGUGAGCACCACUCCAGCUCCAGCGUCAGCCACAGUGUCAGUAUCAGCUACAGCAUCAAUACCACUCACUUCGAACCCGUCCUCAACAGUCCUCUGCACUCCAAAUCAAGAUCCCGACUGCGUCAAGCAGGAAGCCUCCCCUACCCCAUCCUGUUUCACCUCCGCCGACGGCGACACACCCGUCGCCGAGAAUGGCGGAUCCACGACGGCCGCGGGCCGGAAACGCAAGCUCAAUAGUACCUCGUCGCGCGGCGUGGCCAACCUGACUCCCGAGCAAUUGGCCAAAAAGCGAGCGAAUGAUCGGCAGGCCCAGCGGGCGAUCCGGGAGCGGACCAAAUCGCACAUUGAGUCGCUUGAGCAGCGGGUGCGCGAGCUCUCGUCUCAAAAACCGUUCCUUGAUCUCCAGGCGGCGCUGAAGCGGAAUGAAGCCAUUCAGGCGGAGAAUCGGGAUUUGAAGCACGGGCUUCAGGCGGUGAUGGACAUUAUACAGCCGCUGGUUGCGAAGCAGGACCCAAAUCUGCCUCCCCCUCCUCCGCCUUCUCAACCUCUGAAUGCUUCCUUCAAUCCGCUGCGGUACACCGAGACUCACCACUUCACCUCGAGCGGCCAAGGAUACGAGUCAUCCUAUACCACGACAACUUCUGGCGCAGAAACGCCGACGUCGACACACUCGGCACCUACGAUGAGUGCUCAUCGACAAGAUAGCAGCAACGGACUGGCGUCGUUCCGGAUCGCAUUCGACUAUCAGCGUCAUAACCUCGCUCAUGGAUUGGAUUUUGGUACGGACGAGAGACUGGGUUUCAAUUUCCUGCUCGAUGCCACUCAGCAAGUUCCUCGGGUGGAAGGGUUCCGUCGAUCAAUGGAGAGCUUCAGGCCGUCUCAGGCAGAUCCGCCUCCAGUCUACACACCUUCGCCUAGCGGUCCUGCGCCGGAGCAACCCUUGCCCGCAUACAGAACUCCCAUCCGGAACGUAGCCCCGACGUGCACAUUGGACGCCAUCCUGUUGGAUUUUCUUCAGAAUCGUCAGCGCAAAGCGGCAGAGGGAGUUCCCACACAGAAGCUCGUGGGGCCCCCUUAUCCGAGUGUCUCGUCGCUACUGAACCCCGAAAAGAAUGUUCACUCGCAUCCACUGUCAAAGGUGUUUGUCGAUAUCCUUCGCGCAUUUCCAGAUAUUUCGUCCCUGCCUGAGCAAGUAGCUGUCUUAUACAUAAUGUUUCUCCUCAUGCGGUGGCAGAUCUACCCGACGCCAGAGAACUAUGAGCGGUUGCCCGAAUGGCUCACACCUCGGCCCUCUCAACUUCUCACACCCCAUCCGGCCUGGAUCGACUACAUUCCGUGGCCGCGGAUGCGCGAUCGGCUGGUCGCCUCGUAUCAGGAAUAUCCGUUUGAACAAUGGUUCAUCCCAUUCACCCGGACGCUGUCCGUGAACUGGCCGUACGAGGCGACGGACUGCUUGCUUUCCACCAGUGAUCAUGAGGACCUCAUCAUUAAUCCAGUCUUUGAGCGACAUUUUCGAAAUCUGAACAAUUGGUCGCUCGGCCCAUCUUUUGCGAAAGCGUAUCCGUACAUGGCCGAAACCGCGAGAAUCAAAUCUUAA
Molecule: messenger RNA, 1662 nt
Organism: Aspergillus lentulus
Lineage: Eukaryota; Fungi; Ascomycota; Eurotiomycetes; Eurotiales; Aspergillaceae
Product: GTP cyclohydrolase-2
Biological process (GO): regulation of DNA-templated transcription; riboflavin biosynthetic process
Molecular function (GO): DNA-binding transcription factor activity; GTP cyclohydrolase II activity
Source: RefSeq, a predicted model, not a curated record